Messenger RNA from Quercus robur (English oak), 1917 nucleotides. RefSeq lists its product as uncharacterized. The record is from RefSeq and is a predicted model, not a curated record. The coding region runs from base 1 to 1917 and encodes 638 amino acids. Lineage: Eukaryota; Viridiplantae; Streptophyta; Magnoliopsida; Fagales; Fagaceae. The transcript has a single exon.
AUGACUCUUCUUGGUCCCCCCGGACUCUACAACAAAACCCGAAACCAACCCCAACCUAAACCCAUAGCCAGCGAUCCUUUCAUGGACCUCAUGGUUAAGAACUUCAACAACACCGUUAACUAUAAACCCAAAACAGGCUACACAGAGAACAACUCUGCAACUUUUCUCUCAAGCGGUAACCCAUGCCUUGAUUUCUUCUUCCAUGUUGUACCUGAUACCCCAGCAGAAUCUUUGAUUCAAAGGCUCAUAUUGGCUUGGACCCACAACCCCUUGACCACACUCAAACUCAUCUAUAAUCUCCGAGGAGUACGUGGUACUGGAAAGUCUGAUAAAGAAGGGUUUUACACGGCGGCGUUUUGGCUACACAAAGACCACCCUAAGACAUUGGCAUGUAAUAUUGGGUCUCUUUCUGAUUUUGGUUACAUGAAAGACUUGCCUGAGAUUUUGUAUAGGCUUUUAGAAGGUUCUGAUGUGAGAAAGAAUCAAAGAGAAGAGUGGAAACACAGAAAAACUGGGAAAAAGAGUAGUAGAAGUUUAAGUAAAGGAAUGCGUUUAAGGCCUGGAAGUAGUAAAAAACAUUCGAAUAAAAGAAAGAGAGCCCGUGUGGUGAAAGAGAUUAGGAUCUUGAAUGAGAUGGAGAGGGCUCGGAUUGAAAAGGAAAAAGCAAGUGAAGCGAGGCAUUCCAAAUAUGCAGAUAUGGCCAAGAAAGUUCUUAAAAAAUACAAGAAUGACUCGGAUUUUAAGUUCUUAUAUGAUCGCGUUUCGGAGUUUUUUGCUGAGUGUUUGAAGGCUGACAUGGAAUUCUUAAAGGCUGAAGAGUUUACGAAGAUUAGUUUAGCAGCGAAGUGGUGUCCUUCGCUUGAUUCUUCAUUUGAUAGGUCGACUUUGCUUUGCGAAAGCAUUGCAAGGAGGAUUUUUCCUCGCGAGUCUUACAUCGAAUACCAAGGUGUGGAAGAGGCUCAUUAUGUGUACAGAGUUCGAGAUAGGUUGAGAAAGCAAGUUUUAGUGCCUUUAAGGAAGAUUUUGGAGUUGCCCGAGGUUUAUAUUGGUGCAAGUAGGUGGGAUGGAAUAAAGUACAAUAGGGUCGCUUCAGUGGCGAUGAAGUUUUAUAAAGAGAAGUUCUUGAAGUAUGAUAAAGAUCGAUUUGAGAAAUAUUUGGAAGAUGUGAAGGCUGGGAAAUCAACAAUCGCAGCCGGGGCAUUACUUCCACAUGAGAUCAUAAAGUCUUUAAAUGACAACGAUGGUGGGCAAGUGGAAGAGCUACAAUGGAAGAGAAUGGUGGAUGAUUUGUUAAAGAAGGGCAAGUUGAAGAAUUGCCUUGCCAUUUGUGAUGUCUCUGGAAGUAUGGAAGGUGUGCCAAUGGAAGUUUCUGUUGCAUUGGGAGUGUUGGUUUCGGAACUUAGUGAAGAGCCAUGGAAAGGGAAGCUUAUUACGUUUAGUAAAAAACCUAAGCUUUAUUUGAUUCCAGGCAAUGAUCUUGUAUCGAAGACGAGUUUCGUGAGGAGAAUGGAGUGGGGAAUGAACACAGAUUUUCAGAAGGUGUUUGACCUUAUUUUGGAAGUGGCUGUGAAUGGGAAGUUGAAAGAGGAUCAGAUGGUAAAGAGGUUGUUUGUGUUUAGUGACAUGGAGUUCGAUAAAGCUUCGCGGAAUAAUUGGGAGACUGAUUAUGAAGCUAUACAGAGGAAGUUUAGGAAGAAAGGGUACGGGUCUGCGAUACCGGAGAUUGUGUUUUGGAACUUGAGGGAUUCGAGUGCCACACCAGUACCAGGGACGCAGAAUGGGGUAGCAUUGGUGAGUGGGUAUUCAAAGAAUUUGAUGAAGUUGUUUUUGGAUAAUGAUGGGGCUAUGAACCCAGAGCUUAUCAUGGAAGCUGCUAUCUCUGGAGAAGAGUAUCAGAAACUUGUUGUGCUGGAUUGA